AGUUUCCGCCCCUGACAGUCCCCCGGUAUUCUUAGCGUGAACUGAUAUGUUUGUAGAAAAGCUCACUACCGCUGGGUGUCAGAAACCAAGGCUAACAUGGCUGCUGGAACACGUAUCUGCUACAGUUUGAGAAAUGCCAGAACAUUCUUCGCUCGGUGCCACAACAGAAGCGACCAGCGGCUGUUUUCCAGCGCUACGCACCAGGAGAAUGAGCUUGAACUCCGAGAUACCUCAGUGACUGCUGCAAACUUCCAGACCAGACCCAGAUUGGAGAGAUUAACAGAUGAGAAGGUCCUACCGUUUUCAGCUUUCUUGACUGACAGCUUUGGCCGCAGACAUAACUACCUACGCAUCUCUCUGACUGAGAAAUGCAACCUCCGCUGUCAGUAUUGCAUGCCAGAGGAGGGAGUGAAGCUCACGCCGCGGGGCCAGCUGCUCUCCACCUCAGAGGUGCUAACCCUCGCUCAGCUCUUUGUCCGAGAGGGAGUGGAUAAAAUCCGACUCACUGGAGGGGAGCCUCUCAUCAGACCCGAUGUUCUGGAUAUCAUUACUGAACUGAAAAAGCUAGUGGGUCUGAAAACUGUUGCAGUUACAACCAACGGCAUUAACUUAUCCCGACUUUUGCCAAAGCUGAAAGAUGCUGGACUGGACCUGAUAAACAUCAGCCUCGACUCUUUGGUUCCAGCAAAAUUUGAGUUUGUAGUCAGGCGAAAAGGUUUUCAUAAAGUCAUGGAGAGCAUUGACAAAGCGGUUGAAUUAGGCUACAAUCCAGUCAAGAUCAACUGUGUGGUGAUGAGAGGCCUGAACGAGGAUGAGCUCUUAGAUUUUGUGCAACUCACAGAGAAGAAGCCUCUGGAGGUUCGCUUCAUUGAGUACAUGCCAUUCGAUGGAAACAAGUGGAACUUUAAGAAGAUGGUGAGUUACCAGGAGAUGCUGGACCAGAUCAGACAGCAGUGGCCCAAUCUGGAAAGGCUUCAGUCUGGACCUGCUGACACUGCCAAGACUUUUAAAGUUCCUGGUUUCAAAGGUCAGCUGGGCUUCAUUACUUCCAUGUCAGACAAUUUCUGUGGCUCCUGUAACCGUUUGCGCAUCACUGCAGAUGGAAACCUCAAGGUGUGUUUGUUCGGUAACUCUGAAGUUUCCCUCAGAGAUAUUCUCCGUUCUGGAGCGUCUGAUGAGGAGCUGCUGCGAAUUAUCGGAGCUGCUGUGGGCAGAAAGAAGAAGCAACAUGCAGGCAUGUUCACUAUCUCUCAGAUGAAGAACAGACCUAUGGUCCUCAUUGAUUUUUCUGAGAUGUUUCUCACAAGGCCAGAAAACCGACAAAGGGCUUCAUUCAUCUAUACUGAGCUAAAACUUGACCCGUUCUUUAGUCUGACUGCAUCUUCUGAUGAGUCUCGUAAAGAGUUUCUGUGCCUUCCUGGAUGCACUGCUUCAACACAGACAGCUUUUAGUUGCUGCUUUAAGACCUCAGUGAGUGGCGGUUCACUCAUUAAGACCCAUAUUAGCAAAGAGAAGUGCCACGAUGUGACGCCGCUUCACUCCUCAUACUAUGAUUACGAUCUCAUUUUCACCAGCUGUCACACUAAGAAACGCACAAAUGUGAGCUUCAUUAAUGAAGACCCCCUCAGGUACGCACAAUCCAGUGUUCCUAACAACCCAAGGAGUCAGUCCCUUUCUACUUUUUGCACACUGAACGUCAAAAUGAAUCAGAAAAAUCUAAGCGUCAGGUUGUUUCAUAGUCAAAGUUCUGGUGAAGACCACACGCAUAAGACCCCAUCAGCCUUAGACAGUCCCAGUAGUGCUAAACCCCAGCUGACGCACACAGACGCCCAGGGCCGAGCAACAAUGGUGGACGUUGGGGGGAAGCUUGCCACAUAUCGAACAGCCACAGCCGGUGCCACCGUCAUCCUGGGCGCCGUCGCUUUCCGCCUCCUCCGGGAUAAUCAGCUGGCCAAAGGUGAUGCUUUAACUGUGGCUCAGCUGGCUGGCAUCAUGGCAUCAAAACAGACCUCUACCCUCAUCCCUCUUUGCCACCCGCUCCCACUGGAUCACGCCUCCAUUUCAUUUCAGCUGGAUGAGCUGCACUGCUCUGUUAUUAUCACUGCAACCUGUCACACCACGGGCAGGACGGGGGUGGAGAUGGAGGCGCUGACGGCUGCCUCUGUGGCAGCGCUUACGGUUUACGAUAUGUGUAAGGCUGUGAGCCACGACAUUGUCAUCAUGGAUGUGAAACUGCUCAGCAAGACGGGUGGGAAGAGAGACUUUCACCGUCGAUGAACACAGGAAAACUGAACUGCAAGAUGAAGAAAGUCCUUCUCUGCAAACCCAAAUGUGUACCAAUAACUCAG
Molecule: messenger RNA, 2348 nt
Organism: Xiphophorus hellerii (green swordtail)
Lineage: Eukaryota; Metazoa; Chordata; Actinopteri; Cyprinodontiformes; Poeciliidae
Gene: mocs1
Product: molybdenum cofactor synthesis 1
Exons: 11
Coding region: 97-2277 (726 amino acids)
Biological process (GO): Mo-molybdopterin cofactor biosynthetic process
Molecular function (GO): GTP 3',8'-cyclase activity; metal ion binding; cyclic pyranopterin monophosphate synthase activity
Source: RefSeq, a predicted model, not a curated record